This is a messenger RNA of Pistacia vera, 2169 nucleotides long. RefSeq names its product protein NETWORKED 4A-like. Lineage: Eukaryota; Viridiplantae; Streptophyta; Magnoliopsida; Sapindales; Anacardiaceae. Bases 212 to 1960 code for a protein of 582 amino acids. The transcript has 4 exons. Gene Ontology annotation, molecular function: actin binding. Gene Ontology annotation, cellular component: vacuolar membrane. The record is from RefSeq and is a predicted model, not a curated record.
GUCGUUUGACUUUGUUGAAUCCCAUGUGAAAGAUUCAUAUUAAAAAGCUCCUCUUCCCAGCCUCAUCUCUCUGGAGUCAGUCUGAACAAACUCCACAACUUCUUCUACUUUCUCUCUGGUUUUCUUCGAUGCUUUGGCGUGGGAUCUGAAGCUCAACCAACCCUCUUAUUCGUGACAAGGAUUAGUAUCAGCAUUGUGUUUUCACCAACUAAUGGCUACAUCUUUGAUUCACUCAAAUAAAAAUCUGAAGAGGAUGCAAUCGAGAAAGUCACAUUCAUGGUGGUGGGAUAGUCACAUCAGUCCCAAAAAUUCUAAGUGGCUAGCGGAGAAUCUUGAGGAGAUGGACCAGAGUGUUAAGAGGAUGUUGAAGCUGAUUGAAGAGGAUGGAGAUUCAUUCGCCAAGAAAGCUGGGAUGUAUUACCAAAAGAGGCCAGAAUUAAUAUCUCAUGUUGAAGAGUUCUACCGAAUGUACAGGUUUUUGGCUGAGCGUUAUGAUCAUGUGACAGGAGAAUUGAGAAAAAAUAUUCCGUCUGACCUCCAAUCCCAGGGCUCAGGCAUUUCUGACAUUAGCACUGAGUUGCCCUCUCCAUGUCCCUCUCCCGAACCAAAGCCAAGCCGUCCUAGAUCUGGCCCCCGAGCUGCUGGUUUUGAUGUCUUCCUUGGCUCUUUUGGAAGCAGCACUGAUCUUUACCAUAAAGAAGGAGAUGACUCAUCUUCAUUAACAGAUUCUGAGUCAGAAUCCGAUAAUUCUUCAGUGAACAACUACUCUAGUUUAGUUGGGAAUGGUGGUGAUCAAGGGCUCCAGCCAAAAGUCAUGGAAUUGGAGACUGAACUUCGCGAAGAUAAAGAAAAACUCCGGUUGCAACAGGAAGCAAAUGCUGAUGGAUCAGCAAAGGAUCCUAAAAUUGUGAAAUCUGAAGAACUGCUUGCUAGAAUAGCAAACUAUGAGGAAGAGCUGAAACAUGCUAAUGAGCAGAUAAAGCUUUCGGGAGAAGAAAUUUCUAGGUUGAAGAUUGAGCUUGAAAAUAAUCAGUCAUCGGAAAUCUCCAACCAUUUGCAGGCUGAAUCUGGAUCAUUGGCAGAGACAAGUAUUAAGACAUGGGAUGCUGAGCUGGACUUAGAGAAAAGUCAAGUGUCAAAACUUCAAGAAGCAGAAGCAUUAGAUGCAGAUACCAAGAUUCAGGCACUUUUGGAUGAGCUAAGAACCACAAAAGAGAAACUUCAGGGUUCAGAAAAAGAAAUUGCUACUUUAAAACAUGAACUUGAGACUAUCAGGUCAGAAAAAAUCCAAAAUUUGCAGAAGCAACUUGAAUUGUCUCAGAAAGAUGUCAUAACAUGGAAAGCUAAGCUGAACUCAGAGAAAAGAGAAGUUUCCAAGCUGCAAGAAAGAAUCGCAAGGUUGAAAACUAGUUUAUCAGACCGCGAUCACGAGAUCAGAGAUUUGAAAAUAGCAUUAUCUGAUGCUGAACAGAAGAUUUUCCCUGAAAAAGCACAUAUAAAGGCUGAAAUAGCAGGUUUGCUAGAUGAAAAGGUUUGCUUGCAGGAGCAGCUAAGAGAAUGGGAAUCACGUGGAAGGCGUUUAGACAAUGAGAUCAGAAAGAUCAAGGCCGAGAAAACUGAGAUGGAGCAAAGGCUUUAUGAUGAAAUUAAGGAGUUAAAGUCAGAGAUUGCGGUGAGGGAGGAUUGUAUAAACGAGUUGAAUGGACAUAUUGAUGCAUUAAAUUCCAAGAGAGAUGAACUCAAUCCAGAAAUUAAUAAACUAAAAGCUGAUAUGAGUUUUAAAGAUGGUAAGAUUAGUGUAAUGGAAAAGCAUUUGGAGGAAUUACAUAUGGAACAUGUGAAGCUAAAUGCAGGUGUGGAAGAAGGUCGUAAGGUUGUAAGGGGAUUGAGAGAAAGAAGUAAAGAAAUGGAGAAGGAGAUAGAGAGACAAAGAGUUAUGAUAAUGGAAGGAGCGGAAUAGAAACGAGAAGCAAUAAGGCAGCUUUGUUUCUCACUAGAGCAUUAUAGAAAUGGUUAUCUUAGGCUUCGAAAAGCAUUCAUUGGAAACAAGGGAGUUGCAGUUUUAGUAUGAAUAUUAUGUAAUGCAAUUGGGUUGCUUGUUUUAUUGCAAUUUCUUUUUUGUAAUUUGCAACUUCUUUUGAUGUUUGGUUUGGAUAUACCAUGUUUGAU